UACUACCUGUUGUGUAAUGAGAUAAGAAUCUAAUGGUUUACGUUUUCUAAAGUGUAGCAACAUGGAUGAGCGUGUGGAGAGAAUAAAGAACAAGAUCACUGCCUACCCUGAUUUUCCCAAACCGGGCAUUCUCUUCAGAGACAUCUUUUCAGUCCUCCAGACUCCACCUGUAUUCCAUGAUUUGAUGGCAGUUCUCGAAGAAAAGGUCAAGUCAGUCUGCCCUGACGUAGAUAUUAUCAUGGGCCUAGAUUCAAGAGGGUUCUUAUUUGGUGCUCCGCUAGCUCUGUCCCUGAACAAGCCUUUCGUUCCAGUGAGGAAGAGGGGGAAAUUGCCCGGAGAAUUGAAGCAGGUCUCUUACACCCUGGAGUAUGGAACGGAUGUCUUUGAGGCUCAGGCAUCUAGCAUAAGGCCAGGUCAGAAGGUGGUAAUUGUUGAUGACCUUCUUGCGACAGGAGGUUCAAUGAAAGCUGCCUCUGAAUUAGUGAAGGAAAUGGGGGGUGUUGUUGCACUGUGCCUUGUAUGCAUUGAACUUGCAGAUUUGAAGGGGAGAGACAGACUGAAAGAUCCAUGUGAAGCUAUUGUGAAGUAUUAAGGUUUUUUUUUUCAGAAAUCCAUAGUAGAAAGUGUUUGACUAGGAAAUUUUAAAGUAUUUAAAUUGCCAGCAAUGAACUGCUAAAAGUUUGAUAUUGAUAAUUAUUUU
Penaeus indicus is the source of this 700-nucleotide messenger RNA. RefSeq names its product adenine phosphoribosyltransferase-like (gene Aprt). Gene Ontology annotation, cellular component: cytoplasm. The transcript is spliced from 5 exons. Gene Ontology annotation, biological process: AMP salvage; adenine salvage. The coding region runs from base 62 to 592 and encodes 176 amino acids. Gene Ontology annotation, molecular function: AMP binding; adenine phosphoribosyltransferase activity; adenine binding. Lineage: Eukaryota; Metazoa; Arthropoda; Malacostraca; Decapoda; Penaeidae. The record is from RefSeq and is a predicted model, not a curated record.